Bactrocera tryoni is the source of this 1403-nucleotide messenger RNA. RefSeq names its product saccharopine dehydrogenase-like oxidoreductase. Bases 63 to 1403 code for a protein of 446 amino acids. Lineage: Eukaryota; Metazoa; Arthropoda; Insecta; Diptera; Tephritidae. Gene Ontology annotation, biological process: glycolipid biosynthetic process. Gene Ontology annotation, cellular component: lipid droplet; plasma membrane; mitochondrion. The record is from RefSeq and is a predicted model, not a curated record. The transcript is spliced from 8 exons.
GUCUAAUAAAAAUCUUUUUUCAGAAAAAAAAACGCAAACAAAUAUAUUUACUCGCAUUUUACAUGAGUUUCGUAUCAGGAGGGUAUUGCUCUGGGUCGACAAGUGAGGAGAGCAAUAUUCAGAAACAUCAUCGAUGGAGAGAUAUUAUCGGAAGAAGACUGGAUAUAAUAAUAUUUGGGGCAACUGGAUGCGCUGGACGUUUCACAGUUCUAGAAGCAGUGAAAGUUUUGAGAUCCUACUCGUGGGGCAUUGCGGGGAGAAAUAAACAAAAAAUGGAACUACUUUUACAAGAAAUUGGUAUUCGAUGCAGAAAAAAUUUAAAGGAUACUCCAAUCGUUACAGCAAACUUAAAACAUAAAAGAUCGCUUUAUAGUUUGGCAAGAAAGUGCAGGGUUUUAAUCAAUUGCUGUGGACCCUAUGAAGGUUAUGGUCAAAACGUUAUCAAAGCAUGUAUAGUGGCUAAAACGCAUUAUGUUGACCUCUGUACUGAAUCUCACUUUAUGGACACCAUACACUACAAAUUCGAUGAACUAGCUAAAAAGAAAGGGGUAUAUCUUGUGAUGGGUUGCGGAUUACAAAGUUUACCAGCAGAAAUUGGAAUCAAUUUCAUGAAAAAUAACUUUAAGGGAACUAUAAAUAGCAUUGACGCUUAUGUUGAAUUUUGGACGAAAAAUCCGUGGGUGUUGGGCUCGGUUGCGAAUAACAACGUUUGGACGAGCUUUAUAUUAGCUAAUCGAAAUAUGAGACGAUUUCGACGAAAACUGCUUCCAAAAAUGUAUCCACAAGCUUCACGAAUGAAUAUUUUAAGUGAGUCAGAUGUUAUUAAGGGCUUUUGUGUUCCAGCACCAACCGUUGAUCAAGAUAUCAUCGAUCGUAGUCAGUUGUACUACUGGGAGGAGAAGAACGAGAGACCCAUUCAAUAUAACAGUUAUUUGACGUUUUCAAACCCUGCCAUCGCUUUUUUGCUUUUGUGUUGGUAUUUUUUGAUUUUAAUACUUACUCAGUUUGCAUGUACUCGUCGUUUAUUACUAAAUUGUCCCCGUUUAUUCUCAUUUGGCCUAUUUUCUUCCGAUGGUCCUAUGGAGGAAAAUGUAGAUGAGACUUUUUUCCGAAUAACAUUCAAAGCAAAAGGUUGGGACAAAAACAUGAAAUCUAUUCAGCACAUAUUUCCCGCUAGCCCUGAUAAAAUUUUAGUGGGACGGGUAAGUGGCGCAUGCCCCUUUUAUGGAAUAGCAUGUGUCUGUCUUCUAGUGUCUGCUGUAACUAUAUUUAAUGAACAUUCAAAACUUCCUCAUCGGGGUGGAGUUUAUACACCAGGAGCAGCGUUUGGCCACACUAAAAUUAUAAAUGAACUUAGAAAGUAUGAGCACGGUUUAUUCUUUGAAAUAAUUAGCACGAAUUGA